CUCUUGAAGACAUCUGUCACUUUGGAAUUUAGUGUUGGCUGGGGGAAAAAAGUUUAUAAAAAAAAUGGACAUCACGUAGGGCAUCUGUUAGCUGUAUCAAAAAUCUAGUUUCUGUCAUGAUCUGCAUAACGUCGAUUCCAUGGUAAGAAACUGUUGCCGCUCAAUUAGAUCCAAAAUGCGUGUGACAUGGAGGCGCAAUGUUGCAGGAAAUCUGAUUGCCUUGGCAGUGGUGACAGCAUUUGUUGUGACAUAUGUUAAACUUCUGCAAUACAACAAAGCCAGUUCCACCACAUUCAACCUCGUCGCCAACCGACAUCGCCGGCCUCGGGGGUUACACGCCAGCCAUACGGUGCACAGGGGGUCAAAAAACGCGACCUCCAUGUUGGCCGUCCAUGUCGUGGAAGAACAUCACCAGGUGAUUCCUAUUUGGAUGAAUGCAGUAAAAGCAGGAACUCUGAAGUCUCAUGGAAAUAUUUUGUUCCAUAUUGAUGGCCACUCUGAUUUGGCCCCACCCUUCUAUUUCCCUGGGUACCCCUCAUUUAGAAUGCCAAGAGACAGCAGAGAAAUCAACAUGAUGAUCCAGAGAAAUGACGUCUUUAUUGUGCAAUCUAUCAUGGCGGGUAUUAUGAAGAGGAUUAUCUGGGUGUGGCCAAAGUGGGACCAAGAGAACCAUGAAAGUGUUUACGAAAAAACCUGGGGAGGAAUAGGCACAGCGAUGGUCACAACCGGAGAGACCCUCAAGGAGAAAGUUAUCUGUACUUGCACCAAGAACGAGAGCAAUGUCAAGGAGUGUAGUUACAUCCCCUUCCCAUAUGAGGGGUUAACCAACGUAGGUACAGAACAAAUGUUAAAACCAUCGUCAUGCAACAUCAAAAGAGAGUUUUACUUGGAAUCUGUAAGAGAGGAUGAAGCAAUCAAGAGGCUCUCCAAGGGGGGCUGGGUUACAAAGCAGGACAGCCUCAUGUUGGACAUAGAUCUGGAUUUCUUUGGAACCACCCAUGUUUCCCAGCCCCUUCUGGAUGUAGGGAUGCCCAUCGCUUCCUUGAACAUGAUGAAUGGUGUGCUUUGGAAGUUGUUCUGUCCAAAAACUGUAAAAGAAGAACAAGAGACGGACAGAGUCCUAGUUAAAGCCUUACGUUUGUUUCAGAAUGCAUUGGACUGUAAAACAAAACCACAAACUAAACAGUAUUCAUACAAGAAGUGCAAAGACAAAGCACGGAAGGAGUCAGCGGACAUGUUAAAGCAGUUCCUCUGGCAGCAGGGUAACAGAGUGUCGUGUGAGAAGAGGAGCAAGGAGUCGGAGAACCUGCUGAACCAGCUGAUUGACCUGUUUUUUGGACACCUAAGUGCCAAGCAGAUCGCCACACUGAAGAAGAUAGGCUUCUGUCUGACCACCACCAUAAACUCCUACCUACCUCUCACUAACCCCGGCUUUCAGAUCUGCAUGGGCUCCAAUACUCCAGUAGAUUCCAUGGUUCUUGCUCACAGGCCGACGAAAAACGAGACGAUUCUCAGAACCUCCACCCUGCUCAAGAUACUGAACUCUCUCCACCGCCCCCGCCUAGUGACUGUGUGUCGGUCCGUCCGCGACGGCUACACGCCCCGCUUCCAGUAUUAUCUCAUUGAACACAGUGUGAUGAAGGCUAUUAGUAGUGUGUUUAGCAAUGUGAAGGUGCACUAUGACCCGUGGUUACUGGGGGGUAAACAUGGAUGGCCCCACAGACACAAAUCAUCGUGAGGCAGGGUGUUUGUGAUGUAUGUGCUUUGUCGAUGUGUUCUCACGGCUUUGGUGAUUGGUAAAACAUAUCUUUAUAUAAUACAUUGUAGUAUAUCUAUGGAACCGUCUAUUCUAUAUAUAUGUACAUCGAAAGUGCUCAAUUUUAUUUUGUUUUACUGCAAUCUUUACAAUGGUUAGAAAUUGAUAGCUGAGAUUAACUGAUCUAUCUUUUACAAAACCAUUAAAGUAUGUUAACAAGGCAGGUACAGUUGUUAACAAGACUGUCAAAACAAACUGUACCAGACUUAUUUAGUUUAUCAUUUGUUAUUGUAUGGAAAUGUAAUCAACACAUUAGAUAUUUACAUCUAUAUGAACACUUAUUGUUGUCAGAAAUAUUAAUACAUGUAUGUGAAAUAUAAAUGUCCACAUGUAACCUGAGAUGAUUUAUUUAUAAGAAGUGCCAUUUAUAUUGAUGUAUUUAAGUCAUGUAAUGCAUAAUAAUCAGAUUUAAGGGACAUAACCAAGGGCAUCAUAUGGAUC
Messenger RNA from Magallana angulata, 2257 nucleotides. Its product is annotated as UPF0489 protein C5orf22 homolog. The record is from RefSeq and is a predicted model, not a curated record. NCBI's taxonomy places the organism in Eukaryota, Metazoa, Mollusca, Bivalvia, Ostreida, Ostreidae. Bases 140 to 1738 code for a protein of 532 amino acids. The transcript has 4 exons.